UCGCUUGUUAUAAUAGCCGAGUUCUUAAAUUCAUAACGAGUCCCUAACCACUAGAACGAUGGGUAGGGAGGACAAGGCAACCUGGAAGUCUAACUACUUCACCAAACUCAUCCAAUUGUUGGAAGACUACCCGAAGUGUUUCAUCGUUGGUGCUGACAAUGUCGGUUCGAAGCAGAUGCAGCAAAUCCGUAUUUCCCUCCGUGGAACCGCCGUCGUACUCAUGGGAAAGAAUACCAUGAUGCGCAAAGCCAUAAAGGGUCAUGUUGAACGCAAUCCGGCCCUGGAAAAGCUUCUCCCUCACAUCAAGGGAAAUGUGGGCUUUGUGUUCACCCGCGGUGAUCUCGUUGAGGUCCGUGACAAGCUGUUGGAGAACAAAGUUCGUGCCCCAGCUCGUCCCGGUGCCAUCGCCCCGCUGCCCGUUGUCAUCCCCGCGCAAAACACCGGUUUGGGUCCAGAAAAAACAUCUUUCUUCCAAGCUUUGAGCAUCCCAACCAAGAUUUCCAAGGGUACGAUUGAAAUCAUCAACGAUGUGCACAUCUUGAAACCCGGAGACAAAGUUGGAGCUUCCGAAGCCACACUUUUGAACAUGUUGAACAUCUCUCCGUUCUCGUACGGUUUGAUUGUUGAACAGGUUUACGAUUCUGGCACCAUUUUCGCCCCAGCAAUUCUGGACAUUAAGCCUGAAGAUCUUAGGGAGAGAUUCUUGGCUGGUGUUGCUAACUUGGCUUCAGUCUGUUUGAGCAUUGGAUACCCAACCAUUGCUUCCACCCCACACAGCAUUGCCAAUGGAUUCAAGAACCUUUUGGCCAUUGCUGCUGCUACAGAUGUGGAAUUCAAGGAAGCCACCACCAUCAAGGAGUACCUCAAGGAUCCCAGCAAGUUCGCCGCAGCCGCCCCAGCAGCAGCAGCAGCUCCAGCUGCCGCCGCCCCGGCCGCUAAGAAAGAAGAGAAGAAGGAGGAGUCUGAGAGCGAAGACGACGACAUGGGCUUUGGUCUGUUCGAUUAAAGCGAUUGUCCGACAUGUCUUACAAAUCUGACCGCUCCACAGGAGUGACGGUUUGCAUUUGCUGACUCUGACCGUCAAUAUAAACAUUGAAACACA
Messenger RNA from Aethina tumida (small hive beetle), 1102 nucleotides. RefSeq names its product 60S acidic ribosomal protein P0 (gene RpLP0). NCBI's taxonomy places the organism in Eukaryota, Metazoa, Arthropoda, Insecta, Coleoptera, Nitidulidae. Gene Ontology annotation, biological process: ribosome biogenesis; cytoplasmic translation; ribosomal large subunit assembly. Gene Ontology annotation, cellular component: cytosolic large ribosomal subunit. The transcript is spliced from 4 exons. The record is from RefSeq and is a predicted model, not a curated record. Gene Ontology annotation, molecular function: large ribosomal subunit rRNA binding; structural constituent of ribosome. Bases 59 to 1006 code for a protein of 315 amino acids.